AUGGACACAUGGUACCCGACAUGCAAUUCAUAUUUCUAAACAAUGUCGAUCGCCAUGUUAUGAGAAACUAGUUACAGGGUCACGGGAAUCUGAAGUCAUCACGAAUGAUUAGAACAUAGAAUGCUUUGAAAUUAUUAAAAUUAACGAUGAAUGAAGUGUCGUGGGAUAACCAGAGUGCCAGAAUGAUGAACGGCCCUGAGAUGGCGGGGAUUCGUCAACAAAACUUCUCCAGUCGCUCUCAAGACGAUGCAACUGUAGGCUACUUUUUUCAGCGACCUCAGCCAGAUGCUGAAAUGAACAGUAACUACCCAGGGAAGCGCUGGGCUAUUGGUGACGACAGUGUCAUUGAGCAGGCUAGAAAUGUGCAGGAUUUGGAAAGAGAUUUACAGAACCUUGCUGUUGGAGGCAGAGAUAUGCAGAAUUCUGCAAAAAAGUUGUGGGGUGAUAUGGGGGAUGGGCCCAAGCCUGGAGAGCCAGGUAAACAGAUGUUUCCACCAGGUAACCCAUGGAUGGCCCCUAGAGAUGAUUCAUGGGGGAACCCGGGAAAUAUGGAGCCUGGAGGACUUGGUGUAGAUAUGGUGGAGUAUGUAUUAAGUGGGGGUUCCCCAACAGGCAAGGAGUUAGAUGCUAGGAUGAGGAUGAAAGGACCACCUAAUCAGUUUAUGAGAAAAUUUAAGGUUCCAACGGGGUACUAUUCCCAGGUCCAGCAGCAAGAUGGAAGUAUGGGGGAUGUAGGUCAGGACAAGAAAAGUAAAACUCCAUCACCAUUUGAAGGCAGAGAUGGAGACCGAAGCGAUGAGAAUAAAGAAAACUUGCAGAACAUUCAGAAUAUGCAAAAUAUGCAAAAUAUUCAGAAUAAUGGACUUAUGCAGAAUGGGCUCGAUGAAGAGAAUGUAUUUAGGAGGAGCAGCCGACAGAACAGUCCUAUAGAUGAAAAUAAGAUGAAUCAAAUGGGUGGACCAAACAAAGACAAUGAUUUCUUUGACAACCAGAACCAGUUCCAGCAGCCUGGUUUCCAGUUGGACCCACCUCCAUUUGAACCCAUGGGUCUGGACCCUGGCCACUUUGACUACAACAAUCAGAUGAUGCCAUCAAUGGAUAGUCCAAACUUUAAUAUGGACUAUGCUCAGUUAUUACAAAGACAACAACAGCCCAUUGCAGUGCUGACACAACAACAGUAUGCCCUUGCUACUCAACAGCAACAACUAGGCCUGGCCCCCAAUGGCAUAACACCAACACCCUACGUCCUGAGCGCACAGGAUCCUUACGCCGUGGGCAUUCCACUUGCAGGACCAACUGUAUUACAUCCCCAGUAUUAUGGAGUGCAGGCACCCUGGGGGAUCUACCCUGCAAAUCUCAUUCAACAACAAGGGCAACAAACACCGCAGGGUAUGUCAUCACAGCAACAACAACAGCAACAGAUGAUGAGAAACCAAACAGGACGACCGCUGACCCCGUCACAACAGAAUGAUUCAUCACAGCCAUUAACUCCAAAUGCUCCUAGUGAGUUUAAAGAUAUGACUUCUGUAUCACAGUACCAGAUACUUGCCCCAGCUUAUUACGAUCAGAAUGGACAGUUGGUGAUGGGUAACCCUCGUGGUCUGGGAACUCCUGUUCGUUUAGUACCACCAGCGCCAGUUCUAGUCAGUGCAUCUGGAAACCAACAAGGUGGUGCUGCAUUAGGCAGCAAUCCGUUGAGACUUCUGACCACCCAAGCACAACAACAUCAGACAACUCCGCCUGUCGUCUAUUCCAGCUCCAGUUCAUCAACACAAAAUUCUUUGGGCUACACACCGAGCAGUAGUCUUGGUUUCACACAGGGCACGUCCAGUCUGUUCACACCUCAGCCAAGUAACUAUGGCAACACAGGCCUUAACAACAUGCCUUCUCCGGGAACUAUCGGCUCUGGUCAAAGGAGAGACUCGUUAGAAUACAAACAGAGGCAACAGUUACCACAGCUGAACCAGUUCUAUGGGUCCAUGACAAGUAUGGGGUCACCUGCUGGUCCCAUGGGUCUGGUCCAACCAGGACAGUCUAUGACACCACCACCAUCUCUAUCAGGCUCAUCAUCAAACCUUGCUCUGGGUAUGGCUAAUGGACCAAGACUGUAUAACGCUGCCCCUGGUGCUGAGACACGUUACAGAAAUGGAUCCAUUGGAUCUGCGAAUGGUAUUUUCACAAGUUCUCUUUUCCCAAACAGAACAAUAGCCAAUAGAAGCGCAAGUAUGUCCAAAGAGGUAACAGGAAGGAGUCGGUUGUUGGAAGAUUUCAGAAAUAACAGAAUUCCAAAUCUUCAACUUAAAGAUCUCACAAAUCAUGUUGUAGAAUUCUCACAAGAUCAACAUGGAUCAAGGUUUAUUCAACAGAAGCUGGAGAGGGCUACAUCACAAGAAAAAUCAAUGGUGUUUAAUGAAAUUCUGGCUGCUGCUUAUCACCUUAUGACUGAUGUGUUUGGAAAUUAUGUUAUUCAGAAAUUCUUUGAGUUUGGUGACAAUGAUCAGAGACAGACAUUAGCCCAGAGAUUACGUGGGCAUGUUCUACCACUGGCCCUUCAAAUGUAUGGUUGUCGUGUCAUACAGAAAGCCUUGGAGACAAUACCUAAAGACUUACAAGUGGAAAUCGUGAAGGAGUUAGAUGGCCAUGUUCUCAAGUGUGUAAAGGACCAGAAUGGUAAUCAUGUUGUACAGAAAUGUAUUGAGUGUGUCAAACCAGGUCAUUUACAGUUUAUAAUUGAUGCAUUCAAGGGACAGGUGCUAGCCUUGUCAACACAUCCAUAUGGGUGUAGAGUGAUCCAGAGGAUCUUAGAACACUGUAUUCAAGAACAGACCAAACCUAUCCUGGAUGAGCUCCAUCAAUAUACUGACAGACUGGUACAAGACCAGUAUGGGAACUACGUCAUACAACACGUGCUGGAACACGGAGCUCCUGAAGAUAAAAGUAGGAUUGUUAAUGAGAUGAGGGGCAAAGUUGUUCCCCUUAGUCAGCACAAAUUUGCAAGCAAUGUUGUAGAGAAGUGUGUUUCUCAUUCAUCUCGAACAGAGAAGGCCUUCCUGAUUGAAGAAGUUUGUUCUCUGAAUGAUGGUCCACACAGUGCCUUGUACACCAUGAUGAAGGACCAGUUUGCUAACUAUGUGGUACAGAAAAUGAUAGAUGUGGCAGAACCCCAACAAAGGAAAAUCCUGAUGCACAAGAUAAGGCCACACAUUGCCACACUGAGAAAAUAUACAUAUGGAAAACAUAUCUUGGCCAAGCUGGAAAAGUUCUUUAUGAAGAAUAACUCUGAUUUGGGACCCAUUGGUAUGCCCCCUAACGGCACUCUUCCGUGACUAGACGUAGAUCCUGGUACCUACCCCAUUGAUUGGAAGUUAGAAGUUUAAUGUAAAGUUCUGUUGUAAUGACCAUUUGAACGUCACAUUGAAGAAGUGGUUUAAUUGAAAAUUAAUUUUUCUUUCGAGUAUAAUUAUGUGGUCAAAGUGAUGAAGUCAAGCAUUAAUGUAAAAUACUUUUGUUAACUUUUUUGAAAAGUGUUGUUUUUUUGAAGAUCAGAAUUACAUUUUUGGUAGUUUCUGUAUUUUAUUUUUGUUUAUGUCUUAUUUUGUUGAUUUCUCAUAAUGAUGUUUGUUUCUGUUGAAGAUUUUUUUUUUCAUUUCUUUUGCAUUUAGUUGAAUAUUCUGAAGAUUUCUUUUUCUGUUUUUUCUUCAGUUUCAAUCUAAGUGUGUUUUAAUAUGGUGCAUGUAAAUAGAAAUAAAUUGGAAGAUUUUUAUUAUUUGGCGUAAACUUUUUGUGCAUGUAAUAGUAUCAGUGAUACAUACUUUGGUUUAAUAUAGUUUUAAAUGAGAUUCUAUCAGAUAAAGAUUAUAUUGAUUUUCCAAUGAGAUGUUAAAGAUAGGUAGUUACUCCUAAUGUGAAGAAAGAAAAAACAUAUCAUGGAUAGCUUAGAAAUGUUACAUUAAAAGUCUUUGAUUAUGUUUAUAACUGCUGACAUCUAACAGAAACUUUUGAAUUUAGUUUUAAAAAAUUACCUUGUUGAAACUAAAUAACCUUAACACCAAUUGAAGAUAACACUUUAUAGAAUAUUGUGUCUUAAACAGGAAUACACUGCCUUACAAUUUAGAUAAACAAAAUAUGUUUCUUGCAAGUUUUCAUAUGAAUGUGAAAAUUUAUUCACAAGCAAGAACGAAUUCAUUAUAUUGAAACAACAUACAAUGCUAAAUCUACGUAAAGAAAUGGUCUGCGUUUUUACAAACGCCUGUAAUAAAACCAUUAAAUUUUUUAUCAAAAUGAUACACUUGAUUGUUUUUUCGCUCUCAAAAACAGUUAAUUAGUUUGUUUUAUGUUGAUAAAAAUCAUUCACAUGUAGUAAUCUGUGUUUAGAUGAGUAAAUUUAAAUGGUAUUUUAUAAUAUGUCUCAUUGUAUAAUACUUCUGUAUGAAAUGGCUUUUUAAUACUAGUCUCGAUCUCACAGAUAAAUCAAAUGUAGUAUUCUAUCCUGUACAAAUAUUAAUUCUAUAUUUCUUUGAUGAACAUAGUUAUGUUUAAAGGCUUCAUCAGAUAGUUGACUGUGUGCAUUAUUAGAUUUUGAGAAUGAUUUAUGGUUAAAAUCUUCUUUUAAAGAUGCAUUGGUAUUCGAAGUUGGGGAAAUUGUUAUGGGAUAAAAUGAUAAUGAUCAUAAUUUACCUGUUUCAUAUGAACUUGCAGUUGUAAUCCUUAAAAGAAUUUGUAUUCAUUUUUUAACUUCAUUUAAAAAAAUAUAUCCAUUCUUAUAAGAGCUUAGAAUUGGCAUCUUCUGCAGAUAAUUUCGGUGCAUUCUAUUUUUUGGCUGCAUUCCAAAGGAUGUCUUCCAUGCUAUUGAUUUGCAUUUCUUUGAAUGACGUUCUUUUCAAAUCCCAAAAAGUUGAGGAUCAUUUGAUGAUGAUGCAAGUUUUUAACAACCUUGACUGGCAUUGAAUUAAAUUAUUUUAAUGUUAAUAUUUGGAAAGUACUAAAGCCUCUUUUUUGAGGGCAUGAAAUAUUUGCAAUUGGUAAAGUCACAUAGUAUCCAUAAUCAAAAGAGUUUGUUUAAAUGAAAAUGAAUAAUCGAUGGUCAACAAACUUUCGACCGUCUAGACGGGAAACCAGAGAGUCUAGUCUGUUGAUUGAUCACAGCAUUGGUUAACAAAAAUUAGUUAAUCAAAGUUAAGACAAUAACUUUUUUUUGUUUGACUCCCCCAAACUGGACUUUGCAGUCAAUCAAAAAGUCUGAUCUGCAAAUCCAAUUAACUAAAUGUUAUUGAUAUAUGUUAAUUCUAUGACUUUCUAUAGCUGAUUAUGUAGAUAUAAGAAAAAUGUUGUAAGCAGUGUUUUUAUCAUAUUUUUCAUAAACAAUAGAAUUCGAUAUGGCAAAGCAAUGUACAAAUUUGAUAUCUCUCUAUAUAGGCACUGUAAAAAAGUUUAUAGUCUGUACAAAAAUUUGUAUCAAAAUAAGAAAACUAAAAGUCUUUCAGUUGUGAACAUUUUUGUAGGUAUAUAUGUAAAUAUUUUCACUGGAACCGUGUAAAUUUUAGUAACUCUAAAAGAAUGUAUAAUAAAAGUCAAGUCAACUUUGUAAAUUUGAAAAAAGUUUUGUACAAAAUUUUUAGAUAAACAAAACGUGCAAUGUAAUCAGUGUAAAUAUCUUCCAUUAAAAGCAGCAUUCAUUCCAAAUUGCAAUGGGAAUAAUGUUUGUGUAUUUCUUCUAAUCUGGUGAUAGAAUUGUUUAAUAUGUUAUGAACUGAAUCUAAGAUACAUAUUGCUGCCUAAGAAUAAGGGUUGCAUAUACUCUAAUGAAUACCUUGGUUUUUGUUAGUUCAUGGUAUUGAAAUUGUGUUGCUGAUAAGUUCAUAAAUAGCCAGGGUCUUACAGAAUCCCAAGUUGGGAGUCCAAAGUCAACAAAUAUAUAUGUCAUAUAUAAACACACAGUUCCAGAGAGAGAAAAUAUAAAGAAGAUUUUUAGCCUUUAACUGCUUAGAUACUUUAUAUAAAUACCCCUAUGUCAUGGAAAAGGAAAAAAAGAUGAACUGUAAAUAUUCCUGGUUGUAAUAGUGAGUUAGUCUGAAUAAAAUACUCUCCCCUAACAUGAAAUGAGUUGCUACUUUUGUAAAUAAAUACUGUGUUCACUUUUAGUGAGGUUUUCAAAAUGUGUAUCAUCAGAUUGGAAGAAAUAUGCAAACUUUUAUUGCAAGAAUUUCCUCAGAUAUAUUUCUUUAUAAAUAAAGUUUUUUUAUUACAAAUGUAACAUAGCUGUAAAGAUACAGAAGGGUAUCAUAUUUCCUAUGUAAAUAAUACAAGUGCCUAUCAUUAAGGGUUAUCUCCCCUUAUCAAAUAGUGUCCGUUACUUUCUGUUUGGUUUGAUGAUUUUCUAUGACCAUUAUAUUAUACUAUUGAUUCCAUUUGAAGUCAUUUCAUUUAAUUGCUAUUUAUAUUUUAGAUAUUAAUAUAUUUCUGAUUUUGUGAUUAUAUUCCUGAAAAAAUGUCGGAAUUUUUAUAUAUUUUUUAUUUGUUUUGAAAAAAUUUGAAAAAUAUAUAAUAACAAAAUAACAAUAAAUUUUUAUUAUAAAAUUUGGUUAAUUCCCAACUGUGUUUCUUUUAAGGUGGGAUUUCCAGACCAAUUGAAGUAGUGUAUAUUAUUUGAUAAGAGGAAAUAAUUAUCAUAAAUACUUGCAUAAUGUAUGUUCAUUUCAAUGUAAAAUAGAAAGAGUUAUGAUAAUGGAAAAUGUAUAUUUCUCAAGAUUCAAUUACUUGUAGGAUUUUAAAACAAAAUCAUUCCUAUUUCUUUGUCAAUAUUUGACAAAAGGUGUAAUAUAUGAGAAUACUGUAAAGAUAUAGUCAUUGUACAGAAAAGGAAAUCAAUGGUGCUUACUGGUCCCCUUUGUUCAGUUAUAUUGGUAACCAGUUUUAACAGAAGUGAGGGUAUGUCUCAAAAAGGUUUUAAUGCUGUAAUUAAAUAUUGAAUUUAUUUGUUAUAAUAGAAAAAUUAAAAUAAGGAUUACUAAACUAAAUAGUAGAUCAUAUAUUAAGACAUGCAUUAUAUAUUACUAUACACAAAUGUUGACUUCAGGGCUAAAAAUUAAAUUUAUUCCCACCGGUGAUGGCUGAAAUGGUGAGUUGUCAGAGUUUCUUAUGUAGAAAACAAAAAAACAUAAUUAUAUGAAGACUUCUAGAACAUAAUAGUAAGUAGAUAUGAGAAGAGAGAUUUGGAAAAUCUGACACCUGACAAAACAGUUAAUUUCCCUAUUUGUCAAUGGUAAAACUAUAAUUUUCACUAUAUAAUAUAAAAACAUAAAGAUGUGGUAAGAUAGCAUAUUACUUAAUAUUUAUUGGCAUACAAAAAAUUGAGUUUUGUGAUUGAUAUUAAAAAUAUCUAUACUUUCAAAAGAAAUAUUUCAAAUUUUUUGUUCUGUUUAUCUUCAAAUACUUUGAAAUUCAAUUUAGAAAAAAAAUUAUAGAUAGAUUGGAUAGAGACAGAAGAGAAGAAACUUUGACAAUUGAACAUUUCAGUAUUCAAAACAGAAUGAUGUAAGAGUUGGGUAUCAUUUUAAAAGCAUUCCUAAUUACCAUAAUGAAUGAAUUUGUGUAGAUAUUGGUUGUGUAUAGAACAUUAUAGCAGUACUGCUGGUUGUUACUGUUUGUUGUACUAGAAAGGCUGUGAAGUUGUUAUAACUAUUAUAAAUGGGUUUGCUCAAGUGGGAAAUUUUUCUUUCAUGAAAAGAGUUGAAAAUGGUGUUUUACCUUCAAGAAUUAUUGGUUUUAUUUAAUACAUAAAUUUAGCAAAGGAUCUUUCUACACUAAUUUUAAUUUAUUUUCCUUUAUAAACCUUGAUUUAGCAUUUUUUCCCCCAAAUUAAUGAAUUAUUUAAUUUGUAGUUUCCCAAAAGUUAAGCUUAAAGUAUCUGUGUAAAAGAUUUGAUGAAGGCAUAAUUUGUUACUGGAUCUUAUUGUCGAACAUGAAACAACCAGAGUAUUGUCUAUAGGUUACAGAGUUUAAUCCUGCUGCCUUGUACAAAGUUACCAAGAGUGCUACAUAUACAUGUGAAACAUUGUCAUCUACAGAUAGUUUGUACAAAGUUUUGUAAUAUAUAACUCAUAGCUGUCAAAAAAUGACUGUUUUCAACAGUAUUUUCUACGAUUUUGGUUGCAGUUGAAGCUAGUGUACAUCAUGGUUCUAGGUUGCUGGUCUUUAAUUGAGUGUAGAUUUAUGCACAAUAACAUUAACAGAUUUUAAUAUGGCAACUGAUAAUGGAUACUGGUUUUCAAAACUCUAUUAUUAACUGUUGAUAUACAAACAAGACUUACAAAAAAAUUGAGGGAAUUUUAUAAACAGAUGGAGACCAUGUUUAAUUUGUGAUUACAGUAUGCUUAAGAUACUUAAUUGGUAGGGACUCAACAAGAAAUUACUAAAGGCAUAAGUAGGGAAAGGGCGGGGGGAUUAAUGAUAAAAAGGCAUAAGUAAGGAAAGGGCGGGGGAUUAAUGAUAUUUAUUAUAAAUAGGAGGGUUGUUUUUAAGGCAGAAAUUGAUGACUAGAUAUCAAAAUUGUGAUGUACAUUUGCUUCAUUGUAGCCUGUAAUUAAAAUAUCAUUAUAAUGUACAGAAUUAUCAUGUAAACAAACCAUUUAGGACCAAACCUGUAAUAUAAGAAGUUUGUACAGAGAUUGUAAGUAGUUCUGUUUUUGUAUAUUUAGUUCUUCAUUCAACAAUUCAUCUUUCAUUGUGUCUGAUCAGAAUCGUAAUGGCACCCAAUAAAAACUUACAAGGAAACAUAAGAUGUUGAUUAAUAGGGAUUCAUUGUUGGAUUAUCUGAUCUUAUAUUUUAUUCUAAUAAAUUUUACUUGCACUGGAAAUAUUUCGUUUUUCAUAUUUUAUCUUAAUUUACAAUUACAUAUACUUGUGCAAGGGAAUUAACUUUGAAAAUAUUAAGAAACAUUUUUUUUCUUUGGAAUUUAUCUUCAUGGAACAAUUAAGAUAGAAUGCAACUAGAGGUCCAAGGUUUUGAGAAAGUCUUGUUUAAUUAUUUUUGUAGUAUUUGAAAAUUGUCAUAUUCUUUGAUUUGGCAACAGAUCUUAGAUAAUCCAAUUUCAAACCCCUAUUACUACAGUUCUAAUGUGCCUUCAUUCCUAUAAGGACCAUAGAAGUUUUACAAUAUGAACAGAAAAAUAGUUUCAACAAAAUGUAUGAAUUUUGUUAAUUGCGACUUAAAAGGGGGGACUGUCUUUUUGACUAACAGAGGGAGGACGAUAGAAAGGUAGACUACUUUUAUAUGAACCUGACCUCAUUAGAGGCGAUUACAUUACUUUUAUAUGAACCUGACCUCAUUAGAGGCGAUUACAUAAGACUUUGCAAAUUUGAUUAAAAACAAUCUUCGCUCAGUAAUAUUCUAACGCAAAUCAUCAAAGAGAUAAAUGAUGGGCUUGAGAAGUUGAAAAAAAAUUGAAUUUAAAACUGCCUGUUGACAAUAUUAUCGACUGAUUGUAACAAUUGACAAUCUUUUUUAUGAAGAGAAGGAGAAGAGUUAUCUUCCAAAUUUUUUAUAUAAACAAUUCAAGGGCUUGCAAGUAUAUACACUAAUACUGCUUAGUUGUACAAGUCGUGCUUAUUUAAACAGACCAUUCUUAUUCAUUGUGGAAUAAGAUAUAAAUAUUAAUUGAUAUGAUUCAUUGCUUGUUUUAGCCUUAUAUUAAUUUCUAGUUUAUACCAGGGGACGGGGUGGAUAGAAUCAUUUCAAACAGGUUAUAAUUAAUAUUCUUGUUUGAUCUUGAGCAGUUGAUUUAAUAAACAGAUGAGUGAUUUUCAGAACAUAACUAAUAGAAGCGUAUUAUUAUAUAAGUAUGCAGAAUGACGUAACCAACUAUUCUUUAGACUUUAAAAUGGUCAAUUAAAAAAAGGCUGAAGAUUCGGUACCCAUAGAUAUAUUAGAUAUAAAAUAUAAUAUAUUUUAUAUCAGAAUUUUUUUUUUAUCUCUUAAAAAUAAUUGGUUGCAUGUUCACCAAGUUAGGGAUUUUGUUGUUAUAUUUUAUCUCAUGUUUGGUACACAUUACUUGCAAUGUGAAAUAGACUCUGUUGUAGCCCCGACACAAAGUUGUCUCACCAUCAGAAGGGUUAAAGAGAGAAGAUCAGUUUUCAAAUAAUGAAAUUGGGUGACAUUUCAUUAGAAUCAGGUCUUUGAUAAUCAUUGUAAGUAAUGAUAUCUUAAAGUUAAGCAGUCCCACAUCUAUUUUCAGUUAUUGGAGUGGUGAAUGAUAGGUAUCGAGUAGUUUCCAAAUAUAUCUUUUUGGUCUAUUCACCUUUUGUUUUAUUGACUUGUAUGAUUUUCUUGGGAGUGUCUAUACAAAUUAAAAACUCAUUGUAGGUUAAAAGUCUACUCCCAAGUUUUCUAGAUGGUAUUUCAAAGUUUGUUUCACAUUGCAAGUUUUUGUAUAUAUUUUCAUGUUUUUUGCCAGAUAUCAUUGUUAUCAUCACUUUAGUUGUCAACAAAUUAAUGGGUCCAAUAAGUAAUUUAGUACAUGGAAUGUUAACUUUAUAUUGUACAGUAGAUGUGUAGUAUUUUAGGAUGUUGUAUAUUUUGCCAUUUGCUUUUUUUUUCUUUAUUCAUAUAUAUUCCUCUUUAUUUUCUGGUCUAGAGGAAUAUUGAUAUUUUUAGAUAUUGUCUACAAAUACAAAUUACACUUAUGGGAUUUUGAGUCCAUUGAAAUGUAAUUAGUUUUGGAUAAUAGAGGGACAAAUAUGGAAUGUGGUCUCCUUAGUUUUAAGUAUCCGAGCUGUUUAUAUAGGGAUUGAUUUUGUAUCUGGAGAAAUUUUCAUUUAAAUAAAGAACAACAAAUGUUAAUAUCAGAACAUUUGAAAAUGCUUAUAAUAGGCAAUUUUACAUCAGGGUAUAAAUUUUGGUAUUUCAGAAAUAUGAAAUUUUUGUUGAGGUAAUACUUAUGCUUAUUGGGGUACAUACAUUCAAAGGAAACCUUUUCUCUCAUUCUUUGCUUAUCAGGGUAGCAUAGUACACACAUAUAUAUAUAUAUCUUGUAUAUUUAGCCAUCAGUGUACAAACAUUUGCAAUGUAUAGCUCAGUAUAUUUUAUAUUGUAAAAAUAGUAGUCAGAGAAUUAUAUAUAUGUCUAUAAGCCAUCAUUAUUAUGUACAUUCAGUGAAGUGGAACAACUAUGUCAGUGCUUUCAUUUUUGUCAAUAUUGUAUAUGAACCCAGUGGGGAAAACCGGGCGUUUACCCAUUUUGUACAUUGUACAGAAUUUUUGUAGAUUUGUGUAAAGAUCUUUUAUACUGACUGGCAAAACAAGGUUACAAAAUAGUUUUCAUUGUGUAUAUUUUCUUCCUUUUGAUAAAAUCUUUGUUGAUUCUCCAUUCAUAAGUUUGUAAAUAUGUGAAUAUUUUCCUACAUAUCAGUUUUAUUUGGAACAUCGCUCGGGUCUCCUUGUAUUAAGCUAUCUAAACUUAACUAUUGUUUUCAAUUUGAUCGAAAAUAGACCAUUAAUUUAAGGGAAGAUACUUGAGACUAAUCGCCUAUUUCUUGGGGACUUUUCGAUUAAAGAUAUUCUUUCAAUUCAAUUACAAAAUAUCACAUUGUUAAUAAUGAUAUAAACAGUACUAAUUCAAAAUGCACAUUACCAGUAAAUAGAAUACAGUUGAUAUUUGUGAUAAUUUCUGUUUUGGUCAUAUUCAACAAGAUACAUAAGAUUUGAUGUAUUAUAUACUUACUAGUUCUCCCAUUAAGUUGUAUUCGGGUUAUUUUGUAUACAUUGUACAGUAUGCUACUUUGUACGCUUGUUUUGUAGUCAUGUAGUUGAGGUUCAUGCUUUUGUCUGUAAAUCAUGUACAGAAAUCAUUGCUAAAAAAACUCAUGAAUUUUCAUCAUCUACUAAAACCUUGUGUUUUGCAAUUAAAUGAAUAAAAAAGUCUAAAUAAA
Mytilus trossulus (common blue mussel) is the source of this 11924-nucleotide messenger RNA. Its product is annotated as pumilio homolog 1-like. Gene Ontology annotation, molecular function: mRNA 3'-UTR binding. Lineage: Eukaryota; Metazoa; Mollusca; Bivalvia; Mytilida; Mytilidae. The coding region runs from base 147 to 3326 and encodes 1059 amino acids. The record is from RefSeq and is a predicted model, not a curated record. Gene Ontology annotation, cellular component: nucleus; cytoplasm. The transcript is spliced from 21 exons. Gene Ontology annotation, biological process: post-transcriptional regulation of gene expression.